GGCCCCGGCCCCGGCCCAGCCCGGCGGAGGAAGCCCCGGUGCCGGGAGGCUCCGAGCAGCGCCGAGCCCCGGGCCGCGCAGGGGGCAUGGCCGCUGGGAGCGCUGCGCAGGCCCUGGUGUCGUUCGAGGACGUGGCGGUCUAUUUCUCCCCGGAGGAGUGGGCGGCGUUAGCCGAAUGGCAGCGGGAGCUGUACCGGGAGGUGAUGAUGGAGAAUUACGAGCUCAUCGCCUCGCUGGGUUCUGCAGACCCCAAACCGGAAAUGAUCUGUAAAAUGGAGCGAGGGGAAGAGCCACAUGCCGCAGCUCCCCAGGGGGAGAGGGACAGAGGAAUCCUGGAUGCCCCCAGCACAGCUGGCUGGGGCAGGCGUGUCAAGGAGGAGCUGUCUGCGGAGGGCUACAACGAGCAGUGGGUGCCACACACGUCGCUGGCCGGGGGAGCCGAGGGGUUUGUGCUGGAAUAUCCUGCCCUGUGGUGCGAGGUGAAGCAGAGGGAGCUGGCGGGAGACGCCCCCCAGCAAUCCCCGGAGUGGGAGGGGAGGGACGGCGCAUUCCUGGGCGGCACGCUGGCCAUGAUCCACCCGCUGAGCGAGGGCCCCCUCAUCUGCUGCGAGUGUGGGAAGAGCUUUGAUGACGAGGCCUCGCUGAGCACCCACCAGCGCCUGCACCCAGGCGCCGGGCCCCACGAGUGCCGGGCCUGCGGGAAGAGCUUCCGCCACCGCCGCAACCUCCUGACCCACAAGAAGCGGCGGGGGAAGAGCCAGCACGCCUGCACCGAGUGCGGGAAAAGCUUCUGCCUCAAGGGCGACCUGCUGCGGCACCGGGCGGGGCACGCGGGCGAGGGCGGCCACGCCUGCAGCCUGUGCGGGGAGAGCUUCCGCCACAAGAGGAACCUGCUGGCCCACAGGAAGGAGCACGUCGGGGACAUGCCCCACCGGUGCUCUGAGUGCGGGCAGAGCUUUGGCGACCCGGCCAGCCUGGCCCAGCACGAGGCGGCGCACCGCGAGGAGAGGCCCUUCGUCUGCGCCCGCUGCGACCGCAGCUUCAGCUGGAAGGAGAGCCUGAUGAUCCACCAGCGCAGCCACCCGCAGGAGCGCUCCCACAAGUGCGCCGACUGCGGCCGCAGCUUCAGCCGCAACGGGAACCUCCUCAUGCACCAGCGGGUGCACACCGGGGAGCGGCCCUACGCCUGCCCCGAGUGCGACCGCACCUUCUGCAACAAGGCCAACCUCAUGGCCCACCGGAAGCUGCACCGGCGCUUCAAACCCUACGCCUGCGCCCAGUGCGGGAGGAGCUUCAGCUUCAAGACCAAGCUGCUGCUGCACCAGAGGGCCCACGGGGACCAGCAGUAGCCCCCGGCCGCUCUGUCUCCUGGAGGCUGCAGCCGGGCUGCGCGGGCUCUGCCCUUGCAAAGGGCCGGGGGUGAAACUCGCCCCUGGGCAGAGGGCUGGGGCGACGCCUAGGCAUUGCGUCAGCCUGGGGGUCCCCUGGGCCAUGGAGCAAGACCCCAGCCUUUGAAGGGAAAUCUGCUGUCCUGCAGAGACCUGGUGGGUCACUCGGGGGGGGGGGGGUUCUGCCGUUGCUAAGGAUGGGGGUGAAAUUCACCCCAGGGCGCAUGCGGGACUCCAGCGGUGCCGAGGCCUUGCCAGCCAGCCCUCCCCCGGGGUGAAUUUCACUGGUCGGCAGUAUAGUGCAGUGUGUCCUCAUUGUAAGGCACCAGACUGGCCCUGGGCCUGGCUGCCCUGAGAGCUACACCCCUCCUCAGAUGGCAGUCCCACGGCCCGCCUGUGGGCGUCCUGAGCCCCCCCAGUUACCCAGCCCACCCCGAGAGAUUGUUCUGACCGUCGGUCUGGCCGCCUGCUUCACCCAGGGCAGAGAAUCUCACCUGCAGCCCCCUCAGAAGGACCAUUGGGCAGUUUCUGAGAGAGGUCAGGGCACUAGCUGAAGCCUUGGGUUCAUGUCCCUGCUCUGCUACAGAUUUCUGUGUGACCUUGGGCAUGUCCCUUAGCCUCUCAGGGCCUCGCUGAAUCAUAGAAUCUCAGGGUUGGAAGGGACCUCAGGAGGUCAUCUAGUCCAACCCCCUGCCCGAGCCAUACAAUGGGGAUACCAGCCUGCCCUGCCCACGGGGGCUGGGGCGGGGAUAAAUACAGUAAAGCUUGUGAGGCCCAGAUACCAUGGGGAUGGUAGCCAGAUAAAUGGAUGGAUUGUCUGGUUCGCCCCCGGCAUAGCUCACCCCCUAUUCCCAUGGUCGAGCGUGAGGCUCCUCUAGCUGCUGUUCGUGGUGUGACUGGUUCUCCCCACUGUGGCACAUGUCACAGCAUGCUGGCUGCACUGGGUGGGACGCCCGCCCUGGUGGUUUCACCCCAGCAUCGAAGGGUUGCCCUGUAGCCGGGUCUGCUCACGUUACAACUGCAGCUGUAGAGCAGUUCAGGGUUGCCCUGCAUCGCAGCAGGGGGGUGGGAGGGGGGAGGGUUCCCCACCGGUUCUGGGGGUGGGGGAGGCAGUGAACUCUGUGGAGUUCCGGGCAGAUAUAACCCCUCCAGGCCAGGCUGCAGUAGGGAGCGAGGGGACCUAUGUUCGUAGUGGCCACCCUCCGUCAGGGAGAAACCGCACAGCGUUGUGUGUCCUGGCUCCGCACCCCCCGAACGUGCAGAGGUUUCCUGAGGCCCUGUGGAGCAGAAGCGGCCAUCUGCCUUCCAGACUUGCCCCCGGGGGCGGCCCAGCGAUGGGGGCCGGCACUGCAAGUCAGGUUGAAAUUGCUAGGACAGUUCCCAUUCUGCAUGGAGCCCAUUUCUGGCAGGCUGCCAUUUCGGCUGAGCAGCGGCGCAGUGAGAACCAAAUCUGGGCCCCCUCCACGGUGCUGGGGACACAAAUUCCUGUUUGUUUCAACGGACAGAACGUCUUGGGCACCUUGUGUCAAUCUGGCUGCAAACUGACCAUUACCUGGGGAUUCGCAAAUCCCGCCAUAGAUAGUUAUUCCCUGCUUGGGGCUCUCCACAGAACGCUAUCUGCAACCCUUCCCGCCGGCUUCUCCACUCUGGUCUCCUAGCAUGUCAGCCUAAGGAGCUACUGCCCACAACGCACAGUCAACCUGCGGAACUCCUUGCCAGGGGAUGUUGUGAAGGCCAAAACUCUUAAUGGUUCAGAAAAGAAGUAGACCAGUUCCUGGAGGAUCGGUCCAUCAAUGGCUAUUAGCCGAGAUGGUCAGGGACACAGCACCAUGCUCUGAGUGUCCCUAAACCUCCAACUGCCAGCAGCUGGGAGUGGACACCAAGGGGUGGAUCACUCAGUAAACUGCCUUGUCCUGUUCACUCCCUCUGGGGCACCUGGCACUGGCCACUGUCGGCAGACAGGAUCCUGGGCUGGAUGGACCCUUGGUCUGACCCGGCUUAGCCGUUUUGAUGUCACCCCCUGCCCCUUCUGCCCCUCCGAUGAUGCCAGCUUUGACUGCCUACGUCUCGGCUUCUCUGUCGUUCUCUCCUUGGCCUCCAACACGAUUGCAACCUCCUCCCUGGACUGAUCUCUGAGCCCCCCCCCCCCAAAAAUGUCCCUCCUCCAGGCCGGGUCAUGCCUGCAGGACCUUGGCCAGCUAACAGUGGUGAGGGGGUGGGGGCCGCUGGGUGUAGUCGCUGUGUAUUUAUUCCGUUCCCCAGCCUUUGUAUGUUUACGUGAGGGCCUGAGCUGUCAGCUCCUUGGAGCUGGGCCUGCGUCUCCCUGGCCACGUAUGUGAUGCCUUGCAGGCCGUGGCCCUGCAGUAACCCAAAUGCUGCAUUCUAACAACUGUCCUGGGCAGACUGACCCGCCGGGCUGGGGUCAGGUGCUGCGUCUCCGCGGUAGCUGUUUCCUGUUACUGGGUAACCUCAGGGUAACGAAUAAACAUGUCGGGAGUCAGAAUCAGAUGCUGACCAGUGAUAUCGGCUCAUUGAGUUCAAGCCCUGAUGGCCUCUGCGCAGUUUAAUCAUCAAUUCUUGGUUUCUAGAGCUCAAGUCAAACCAUCAGUGAGGAAGUUUUCCUGUGAAACUCACUCAGCAGCUUCCUUCCACCUGCCCUUGGACACGCUGAGGCCUCUUAUUCCCCGGGGAGGUUUAAUUCGUUAGGAACUGGCCAGUUAACGGAAACCCUCUCCGGGUGCUGGAACUCCCUUCGGGGAGCCCCGACUCCUGCCUGAGACCGAGGGUGGCCACACCGCCCUCUGCUCAGUGCGGGACACCCGGUAAAAUUACUCGUCGUCAAGUGAGUUCAGGGGCGAUCGAUCAGAGCUGUGCGGGACAAACGUUUGCAUUAACAUCGAGUUGACUGAGCCCGUUACAAAGAAAUACGGCGUAGCUGGAUUCUUCUCAUUUACGUUCUUCUCUUUAAGGCUUUAGGGUUCACACAGGAGGGGUGCCACACACACCCCUGCCCCCCCAACACACUGGGAGAGGUGCCACAGACACCCCUGCCCCCCCCCACAC
Messenger RNA from Mauremys mutica (yellowpond turtle), 4451 nucleotides. RefSeq names its product zinc finger protein OZF-like. The record is from RefSeq and is a predicted model, not a curated record. NCBI's taxonomy places the organism in Eukaryota, Metazoa, Chordata, Testudines, Geoemydidae. Bases 87 to 1349 code for a protein of 420 amino acids. Gene Ontology annotation, biological process: negative regulation of transcription by RNA polymerase II. The transcript has 4 exons. Gene Ontology annotation, molecular function: DNA-binding transcription repressor activity, RNA polymerase II-specific.